Molecule: messenger RNA, 2671 nt
Organism: Folsomia candida
Lineage: Eukaryota; Metazoa; Arthropoda; Collembola; Entomobryomorpha; Isotomidae
Product: nucleolin
Exons: 5
Coding region: 241-1452 (403 amino acids)
Source: RefSeq, a predicted model, not a curated record
UGGACCCUCCAUUUCUUCCCGAACUCAUCCACCUGAUACACGCAGUCCAGCCUCGACUUCUGCUGUCAACACCUUUGUCAAGAACGAGAGAGAGGGGGGAAUUUAUUCAAUUAAUUGAUUACCGAGGGGGACAAGGUAACGGAGAAGAAGAGGAAAAGCCCACCCUUCGAGGCAUCUCUUGAUCCGAGCGACGCACUGCAGAGCAAGGGCACACCCACACUCCACCACCAGGAGUCCAAGAUGGUGAGAAACUACAAACGCAAGACGGAGGACCGCUGGUCAAAGGAGGACUUGCUCGAGGCGCUCACGAACAUCAAGGAGGCCAAGAUAAAAAUCAACGAUGCGGCGCGGCAGUAUCGCAUCUCUCGAGCGACGCUCUACCGUCAAUACAAGAAAUUUCUCCAGGCCGGUGGGAAAUGCGAUGUCAACCAGUUCCGAACUUGCGGAGGGAACCCGAUCCUCACGAAGGUGGAAGAGGACGUAUUGGAAAAAACGAUCCGGGACUUGCGAGAACAGGGCUUUACUGUCACGUCCAGUGACAUAAAGCGGAUCUGUUUCGAGUACUGCGACUCGAACGGGAUUCCAAAUCAAUUCAAUCAAGAGAAGCGGAUGGCGAGUGACGACUGGUAUUACGGCUUUCUCAAACGCCAUCCGGACGUCCGAAUUGGCGAUGGGUCUAUGCCUCUCGAGGCACCAGCUUCUCCCAAGCCGAACAAGAAGAAGAAGAAGAAGCGCUCCAAUUCCACUGCCGCUGUUGUGGUAAAAUCUGAGCCAAAGUCUCCCACUCGAGGGGGACCUUCUGCAUCUUCUGGUGCCGGUGCGAUGACCACCACGUCUGCUAAGAAGACGUACUCCAACAAGAAGAAAACUGCGCCAAAACGCAAAGCUUCGUCAUCCGCGUCUCCAAAACGGGGUGGAAAGAAGGCUGCUGCCGCUGCCAAAAAGAGGAAAAUUGAUGCAGAGACCGUCAUUGUGAAACAGGAGGUCGACAUUCUCGCUCAGUUGGAGGACGAACGCGAUGAGGAAGAUGAUGAAGAAGAGGACGAAGAGAAUGAGGACGUCCUCCGCCAAAAUCAGGAUGAAGCAAGUUCCAAGGCUGACGACGAUGAGGAGGAGGAAGAUGACGAAGAAGAAGAGGACGAGCAAGGCGAGGAGGAGGAAGAAGAAGGUGACGGUGAAGAAGAAGAAGAACAAGAUCAAGAGCAAGAAGAGGAUGAGGCCGAGGCCGAGGGGGAAGAAGGCGGCGGUGAGGAGCAGGAAGCUGAUGACGAUGAAGUUGAAGAAGUCGAGGAAGACGACGAGGAGGAAGAAGAUGACGAAGGGACGGUGGAAGAAGUCGCAGCUCCAUCAGCAGCCGCCGAAGGUGGUGAGGAUGACGAUGACGACGAAGAAGAAGAUGAGGAGGAGGAAGACGAAGAAGAAGAAGAGGAUGAAGAGGACGACGACGAGUAAGAGAGGGACGAAGAUAUAGAUAAAUAUUCAAAAUAUUAUAAAAAAAAACUAAACUCUCAUCAUCAUCAUCAACGUAAAUGCCACCAAUGCUGCGAGGGCAUGCUAAAAAAUCCUGAAGAAAGCUAACUACGAUUUAAUUAUUCAACCAUUACUUGUUGUCAAUAUAUAAGACUUGAUGUUUUCACUGCUCCUCCUCCUCCUCCUACUAUUACUUAGGUUAGUUAAGAUAAAACUACAUAUUAUUAUUGAGGACAGUGAGUCAUAUUCUACUCGAAUGCGGCCGCGGGAAUGACAUGAGGAUUACCUUAUUAUAUUAUUUGUAUACUUAUAUAUGCAUAUAUACAUAUAUGUAAAAUGAUACUGGAUUUGUUGCCCCAUUUUCCUCUAAUUUUUAUCUCUCUAUCUCUCUCUCCAACUUGGCUAAAUUUUUAUAGACGAUAUGGGAUGAAGAAUAUGUGGAUCAAUUCAAAACUCUGACUGUACUUUCCUUUAACGUCGUCUUCUCUCUUAUUUUUUAGCCCGUUGAUCUUUCCCUUUGUCCAUUUUUAUGUAUUUAUGUAGCAGCAGUAGAUUUCUUACUUGUUAGGAGAGGAUGCUAAAAAUGGAGGUCUCGGAGAGCGUGUAGUCUCAGACUUUGAUUAAACUAGUAUAAAUGGAUGGUGACAUUUGGAAAAGACACGAUCUCCAAAUGGGUAGGUUUGUCAGACAUAUUUGGAGAAACGCAAAAGUUGACAAAUUUUCCACUUACCAAAUUUGCUGCUCUUCUGAAUAUCUCUGCCAAACGUGUUCAUUGUGAGAUCGUGCACUUUGCAAAUUUCACAUACGAUUGUUGACUUAUUUGUUCAAAAUCUGAGAGCAUUCGUUGUGCCAGGUCCAUUAUAAAUUAUUACUAGUAUUGAGAUACAAUUAGUUAACUGUUCUCAGUUAGUAGAUCGUUGUUAGUUAACUAGUUGUCUUGCUUGAAAGGGGUACAAUUGUAUAUUCCUAUUAUAUGACAUCUCGAUGUGUAUACAUAUUUAGAGUAGAAUUACGAAUUCCUGUGUGUGCUGAUUAUUUUGUGCAAAUUAAGGUAAAUUGUCAUUCAUGUUAUAUGCGUAUGUCCGCAUACGAAAUAUUUAUCGAGUUGUUGAUAUGUUUCCCUCUGUUCCUUUUCCUCGUUGUCCUUGUUCUUCUUAAUUUUGCAAAUCUAAAUAAAUAAAUAAAGGUCAAAAGAAAGUAA